Messenger RNA from Caenorhabditis remanei, 615 nucleotides. RefSeq lists its product as uncharacterized. NCBI's taxonomy places the organism in Eukaryota, Metazoa, Nematoda, Chromadorea, Rhabditida, Rhabditidae. The transcript is spliced from 3 exons. The coding region runs from base 1 to 615 and encodes 204 amino acids. The record is from RefSeq and is a predicted model, not a curated record.
AUGUCUCUAAACCGUUGUCUAUUCUUUGUUAAGCAGUCCUGGAGCAAUUUGAUUUUCGAGAAGAAACGAAUAUUGAUUCCAAUUAUUGUUAGUGUAGGGAUUGCUGUUAUAUGUGCGAGUGGAAGUAUUGUGACAAGUGGUAUCCAUAGAGUAUCAUUCGGAUCACUGGGAUUCAUGGAUAUUGGAGAACCUAGAGGGCUGAGAAAGAUCUUGCAUCGAGUCUUUUAUAUAUUCCCGAUUUGUUCAGCAAUUUGUUAUCUUGUUCUCUUUUAUCAUUUACAUCAAAGAAGGAAAGAUGUUCUAACCAAAAAUAGAUCCAUUAAAAAUUCAAAUCAAGGCGAACACAACGUGUUUGUUCAGCUGCUGAUAACAGUGAUAUUCUACGGGGUGUUGUCUGUGGUGUCUGAGGUGCUGGAAUUCAUUAACUUGCUUGACUAUAACGAUCUUCAAUUCACAUUGAUUCCACUUUAUAAUAUCUUCAACUACCUCCCAGAGAUAUCUUUACCAUUUAUGUUGGUUCUCAAUAACUGGAAACCAAAGAGGAGAGUAGCUGUCUUCGUGACACCAACUAUAAGCACUCAAUCAAAAGUAUCGGAGAGGAUCCCGGCUAAAUAG